Messenger RNA from Argiope bruennichi, 1383 nucleotides. RefSeq lists its product as uncharacterized. The transcript has 6 exons. The record is from RefSeq and is a predicted model, not a curated record. The coding region runs from base 73 to 1209 and encodes 378 amino acids. NCBI's taxonomy places the organism in Eukaryota, Metazoa, Arthropoda, Arachnida, Araneae, Araneidae.
UUUUGUUUUGUUUAUAACGUGAGUUCGUCGUGAAUUAACUAAGUUUCUUUUUUUUCAACACAUGUUAUAGAAAUGCAUUCAGUUUGUAAUGUCUCCACAAGAAUUCGAACACUUAAUCAAAUUCAACGAGUAAAAUGGAUGCAAGGAAAUCAUGCAAGUUUUCUUCCAAAAGAAAUAUCAAGAUCAACUGGCUUCUCUUCAUUCAGAAUUCUCUGCUCAGAUGCCAGAUUACAAGCAGCUGUGAGUCACACAUUGCAUCCUGAACUUAGUAAAGAAUCUGAUCAUGAAUCAUUUUAUCUUCCUAUUUCAUGUAUGAAACCUCUUGAUCAUUAUUAUUUAAAACAAGAAUCCCUUCCCCUUGAUAUUCACAGUAUUGAAGAACUGAUACGAACUAAAGAAUUUAAAAAUUUGUUAGCUCGUUCAUCCUUUGAUUAUAAUGUGAAUUUAGCAGAACAUUCUCAGAAUUAUUUAUUAUCAUCUGGUAUUUAUUUUUAUUCUAUUGAAAAUAUUUAUGGUAAUUCUUCUAAUUGUCUCAAAAGUAAAGACUCUGUUAAAAAAGUUGAUGAAGUUUUCUCUGGAACUAGUUCUGAUGUUCAGAAGAAUGAUACUGGUAAGCCAACUGAGGAACAACUUCUGGUGAUAAUAGAUAAAUUAACAUAUUGUCUAGUCAAUUUCUUUAAAGAGCCUCAGGAUUACAGUAUCUAUCACAAGAAUAUUGUAUUUCAGAAUAAUAUCAGAGGUGUUAUAAUAAAAGGAUUGCCUGCUUAUAUACAAACUAUGUACAUAUUAAAGAUCUAUGGUUACCUCCAAUAUGCCAAAGUUAAAGUAGAAAUUUUGAAAAUAACUCAUCAUAUUGAAGACGGAACGGUGAGAGUUCGUUGGCGUGUGAAAGGUGUUUCUCGACAUAGAUUAAUACUAAACUUAUGGAAAUUGCAAACUACGUCUUGGCAAGAAUUUCUCAAUGAUGAAGCUGACUGGUUAGAUGGGUUUUCCGUCUUUAAUGUUGGACCCGAUGGUUUAAUUUAUAAGCAUAUGUGUGAUAAGAUGACUCCAGAUGAUGAUACAGUGAAAGUAAAAAAAGUCGAUCUAAAAUCCAAGUUAUUAGGAUUAUUAGAGUUAACUCCAAGACCUCCAGCUGCUGGAAGUUUACAUACUCUAAUCCCUUGUUACAGGCACCAGGAAUUCAACAGUUGCAAAAAGUUAACAUGACAAUCCAAAAAAUUAGCUCCAUAUUAAAAUAAUAUUAUCUCAGACUUUCCUUUUCUGUUAUAUAGAAAGUGUGUAUAUAUUAGCUUGUAAAUUAUUUAACUAAAUAUGCCUGCAUUGUUAUGUUGUGUAUAGCAAUAAAUAAAAAUUUUAGCAUAUUUUAUUUAUUUCUUGUAA